GCGGUUUGAUCGAUAAGCCAACAAGAGCACCGGACCACUACCACACAUGCUAUUGCCUAAGCGGUCUUUCCACUUCGCAAAAUCACAUAGUUUAUGAGAUUGAAAAGGAAAUGGAGUCAAAUAAAAAGCAGAAAGAACAAAUUAAUGCCGGUAUGAGAUCUUUAUUAUGGUCGGAGGAAAUCGUGGAUAUCGUUGUUUUAGGCGAUCCGGAUAAUCUUUUGAAAGCUACGCACCCAAUUCAUAACGUUUCAAUUCCCAAGGUCAAAGAGGUCAAAGAGGUCAGAGAGGAGUCGUCCCCAAAGCUUUUGAUAACAGGAACACCCCUUCCAACACGAACUCACGAAGAAUAUCAAUACCUGGAUCUUAUUCGUCGUAUAAUAGAGUUUGGCGAACCUCGUGAAGAUCGCACUGGCACCGGAACAUAUGCUAUUUUUGCUCCACCCCAGUUACGCUUCUCUCUACGCGACAACAUAGUUCCGUUUCUAACUACCAAACGCGUUUUUUUGCGUGCAGUCAUAGAAGAGUUACUUUGGUUUGUCAAAGGGAGUACCGACAGCAGAUUGUUGGCCGAAAAGGACAUUCACAUUUGGGACGGGAACGGCUCUCGUGAAUACUUGGAUAAGAAUGGACUUUCUCACCGAAAGCAGGGUCAAGGCGUCGACCAACUUCAAGAGGUUAUCGACAAAAUUAAGUUUAAUCCGCAGGAUAGGCGCAUCAUCCUAAGCGCCUGGAACCCUUCUGGUAACGUCCGGAUUUCACAUCCCGCACAAGUCUAG
This is a messenger RNA of Acaulospora colombiana, 776 nucleotides long. The record is from the annotation of a GenBank genome assembly. Lineage: Eukaryota; Fungi; Glomeromycota; Glomeromycetes; Diversisporales; Acaulosporaceae.